Molecule: messenger RNA, 570 nt
Organism: Echinostoma caproni
Lineage: Eukaryota; Metazoa; Platyhelminthes; Trematoda; Plagiorchiida; Echinostomatidae
Source: the annotation of a GenBank genome assembly
AUGCCUGAAUUUUCCAGUCCCACAAAAGAAUUCUUCCGUUUGCUCGGUCCGUUCGCAGAAGCGGAGGCAAAGAUAGAGACCGCGUCACCUUCUGAACGGAUCUCACNACUGCUCAUGGCCCCGGAAAAAUUCAUGCCUGGAGGAAAGUUUGACGUUUGGGAAUCGCAGCAGCGACCUGAGGAAAGCCUGAUGGACUGUAUGGGGUCCGUGCGGCGCCGUGCUCGGUUGGCAUACCUUAUGUACACAGUCGAGGAACGUAAUUCACAUCUUCUGGAUCGAUUUCUGGCUGAGCUCCGUGAAAACAGAGCCAAAGAUGAGCGACAGUUACGGCCACCAAAAGACCUUGCAGCCGAAAAAUCAAUUGCCGGGAUCUUGGACUGGAACGGGCAAUGUAAAAAGCGAGCACAAGGAGUUUUCUCUGCACGUUAUAGACAAAAACGAAGAGCACCAACCAAAGAAAAUGGUGAAAGCAAAUCCCCAACGGUGCCCACAUGCCACAUCAAUCUACAAUUCGGAAAUACCUCGCGAACUUGCGGGGAGCGAGGAGGAUCGAGUAAGUCCAUAAUGUAA